This is a messenger RNA of Teleopsis dalmanni, 771 nucleotides long. RefSeq lists its product as uncharacterized. Bases 1 to 771 code for a protein of 256 amino acids. Lineage: Eukaryota; Metazoa; Arthropoda; Insecta; Diptera; Diopsidae. The transcript has 2 exons. The record is from RefSeq and is a predicted model, not a curated record.
AUGACGCUUAAUGCUAUUUGCAGCCAAAUUUCAACAACAAAACAGGCAAGUAAUGUUUCCAUAAACUCUUCAAAUGGCAAAUUUCUUCCGAAAAAAUUAUUUCCAGAACUUUUCGAGAAUGCUAUGGGUCUUUGUAAUAAAACUAAGGCACAUUUAAGUAUCAAACCAAACUGUCAACCUGUUUUCUCACCUAAACGCCCGGUAGCAUACGCAGUUCAACAUUUGGUUGAAGAAGAAAUUAAGCGACUUCAAGAUCUUGACAUUAUCGCACCUAUCAAUUAUUCUGACUGGGCCGCACGAAUCGUAGUCAUCAAAAAGCCAAAUGGUAGCAUUCGUAUUUGCGCUGAUUUCUCAACUGAACUUAACGACGCGAUUGAAUCUUACAAGUAUCCACUACCGCUUCCAGAGGAUAUUUUUGCAAAAAUUAGCAAUGCAACAGUAUUUAGUCAUAUAGACCUUUCGGACGCUUUUCUCCAAAUCGAAGUUGAUAGCAAAUCGCAAGAACUUCUCACAAUAAACACGCAUCUAGCAAUUUUCGAACAAAUUAUGGAUAAAAUGCUUGCGGGCUUACAUUACGCAGCUGCUUACAUUGACGAUAGCUUUGUCUCAGAUAGAUACCAACAGAAGUAUGACAACAACUUACAGGAAGUUCUACAACGUAGUUAUAAAUACGGGUUUAAACUUAAGAUCGCAACAUGCAAUUUUUCAGUUCCUGAAAUUGCUUACUUGGGAUAUAUUGUCAGUAAAGACGGCAUUCGCCCAGAUCCAUGA